UGCUCCGUAUAUAACGGCAUCAUUCUCAACCACUAGAGCUAGAGGUUUUUCAUUUGAUUACUACAAAAUAAUAUAUUCAAACCAAAAAGCAAUAGAUGAAUACCUUGAUUCUUUAAAUUUGGCAAGAAUCAUUUGAACCUAGUCAGAUUGAUUCCUUGUUAAAAUAUUAAAUAUCGGAAUGGGAGUUGCAGAAGAUUUUGCGCCAUUUUUUAUAAAAAAACCGCAGCUGAGGCAGGAAGAUGACGGAAAUCGCCUGAUUUUUGAAUGUCAGUUACAAUCAUCACCUGCGCCAAAUAUAGAGUGGUAUAGAAGUGAUACCCUUGUAGUAGAAAACGAAAGAACAAAAUUAAGAAUAAUCCCAAUAGAGGGAAAUAAAUAUACAGUAUUAUUGGAAAUUGAUGAUGUAUUAGAUACCGAUGCUGGUCUUUACAAAGUUCGAGCCAAAAAUAGUUCGGGAGAAGUUUCAGCUUCAAUUAAUUUGAACUUUUCUCCUGCGGACGAACCAAAGGAAAAACAAAUUGAUGGAUUUGCACCCACCUUUGCAAAAAAACCAUCAAUUCGACAAGAAGAUGAGGGAAAACGACUUCUAUUUGAGUGUACUGUUAACGCAGAUCCACAGCCUGUAAUUACAUGGUUCCACAAUGAUAAAACUGUAUACGAAUCACCGCGCCAUAAGCUUAGCGUCAAAAAGGAUGGUCAUUCCUAUUUUGCUACCCUAGAGCUGAAAAAUGUUACAGUUGAAGAUGCUGGAAAAUAUAAAGUUAACGGGAAAAACGACUUAGGCGAAAGUAACGCCACAAUUAGCUUAAAUUUUGACAGCGAUGAAGCUCCAGUACCGAACGAUGGCAUAAAGCCCACAUUCACUGAAAGGCCAGUUAUACGCCAGAUGGACGAUGGAAACGUUGUGUUUCAAUGUAGAUGUGUUGGUGAUCCCAAGCCAACAAUCACUUGGUAUCAUGGAAAAGAACAAAUACUAAAUGGCGGCCGCUACAAAAUAUCUCUGGUAUUGGAUCAGCAAUUGUACCAUAUGGCUUAUAUGGAAAUCACAAAUAUUGUCCCAAGUGAUCAAGGUGAAUAUCAAGUAACUGCGAAAAAUAUUCAUGGAGAGGGAACUACUACUCUGAAUUUAAAUUUUGAGGGAUCUUCAAAAAAAAUAUCGGACGCAAUAUCGCCAAGAUUUCCCAAAAAGCCUACAAUACGACAGGAAAAAGAUGUUUUAAUUAUGGAGUGCAUAUUAGAGGCAUAUCCCCUACCACAAAUAUCGUGGUACCGAGCGGAUAAAAAAAUCGAAAAUUCUGCACGAGUUAAAAUGGAGCAUCAAAGUCGUGGAAAGGAUUUAUUCGUUUUAACAAUGGAAAUACAGAAUCCGACAACGGAAGAUGGUGGCAAUUAUCGUUGCAACGCUCUAAAUGAGCAUGGAGAGAGUAAUGCUAACAUUGCACUCAACUUUCAAGGCACAAACGACGCCAAUGGCUUUGCCCCAUCAUUUAUUGAGAAACCAAAAAUUGUACCAAAUGAUUCCGGUACACUUAUAACUAUGAAGUGUCGUUGCAAAGCCAAGCCCGAACCUACUGUUACAUGGUACAGAGGCAAGGAGGUAGUAAACAAAUCGAAAAAAAUUGGAAUUAAAACAGCACCCAUUGGUGAGGACUCUUACGAACUUACACUGGAAAUUAAGGAUCCAGGUGCAGCCGAUGGUGGCACAUAUCGUUGCAAUGUAAAAAACGAAUUUGGAGAAUCAAAUGCCAACCUAAAUUUAAAUAUUGAAGCGGAAGCGGAACCCGAUGGCGAAGGGCCAACUUUCGUAGAAAAACCACGUAUCGUAUCUGAAAAUAGCGGAAAACUCAUAAUAAUGGAAUGCAAAGUCAAAGCUGAUCCGAAACCAAAAAUAGUGUGGUAUAGAAAUAACGAGAUCGUAAACGAAAAUAACAAAAUUAAAAUGUCUGUUGAGCAGCGGGGAGACCAUUACUAUAUUAAACUUGAAAUGAUAGAUCCCCAAAUAGAAGAUUCUGGACUUUACAAAUGUAAUAUAAAAAAUAACUUGGGCGAACUUAACGCAAACCUAACGUUAAAUAUUGAAAUCAUUCCUGUUAUUAAAGACAAACCGAAAAUUAUUAAGAUUAUAAAGAAACGAACAGUUGUAAUAGAAUGUACAGUUGCUUCAAAGUACGAACCCAAGUGCACGUGGUUUAAGGAAUCGAAUAUUGUAAAGGAAAGCAGUCGCCACGUUUGCAAAGUGCAACGAUCCAAAGAAGGUGAAUUUGCUGUACAACUGGAAAUAAACGACGUUGAUGAAACUGACAAGGGCGCUUAUAAAUUGGUUGCAAGCAAUGAAAAAGGAGAGGCUGUUUCCCAAAUUGUCCAUUUAAUAGAUAUACCUGAAGCGGAACGUAAGCCAAAAAAACCGGAGAUUGAUAGAAAAUUAACAGAUCAAAGAAUUGUUGAGAGCAAAUCCUUCGAUUUAACAAUAAAAUUGAAAGAAACAGAUCGUAGCUGUAAAAUUGAGUGGUACAAGGGAAGCGCUCUAAUUCGAGAAACCAAAGAGAUAACUACAACUUUUGAUGGUACAACCGCACGCCUGACCUUUAGUGCAGCACGUGUGGAGCAUACGGCUUCAUACAAAGUUAUUGUUAGUAAUGAGGUUGGUAAAGCUGAAAGCACUUGUAAGGUAGUGGUAGAAAAGAAGCAAGAAAAAUCCCAAAACGAGGAACAAGCUGAUGUUAAGAGAAAGGAGGAAGAAGAGGUGAUCCAAAAGAAAGAAAAUAUUGACGUCGAAAAAUCAAAGGGUGCAGAUGCCGAAAACAAAGACAAGAAAGAAAGUAAAAAGACAAACGAAAACGAAAAAAAUGAAAUUGAAAAAAAAAUCGAAAACAUUCCUGAUAAGGUGGUCGAAAAAACGAAAGAAAGUGCUAAUGUACCGGAAAAUACUUUAAAAUCAAAUAGUAUCAAAGAGAAAGAGAACACUAAAAAUGAGCCCGAAUCUAAUUUAUCAAGUAAUGGUACCCAUGAUGAUGAAAACAUUCCAGAAAAGAAAGAACUAUUCGAGAAAAUUGGUUUCAAAAAAACUGAACAAAAAACAUUACAACGAAAGAUUGUGGACGAAAAUAAGCCUGUUGACGAAUUUCCUAAAUUAAAGAAAACUCCUCAGGUGAAAGAUGAGCCUAAGCAAGAACAAACUAAAACUAAGACAAAGACUAAGCCUAAAGCAAAAUCAAAGUACGAGGAUCUUCCUGAAAUUCCUGAUUAUGAGCGUCCCCAACUAGAAAAAUUUGAGAAACCGGAGUUUGAUCCAUCAGAUUUUAGUCGCGAUACUAAUAUUCCCAGUAAAAUGGAGAAACCAAUUUUGGAUUCAUUAAAGAAAUCAAAAGAUCUGAUGGAAGCCCCUAAUAUUUCAAAGGAACAAAAGGCAGAAAUUAAUACAGAUGACUCUAAAAAAGGAUUCCAGGUCGGUAAGGGUAAAUUAGAAGAAGAUAGCGCGCAGAAAGAAUCUGCCACACUUAAACCUGUUAUAGUCAUUCCAGAGAAAUUGAAUCAGAUGAAUGAUAUAAAUAAAACUAGUGAGACUGAACCACAAAAAGUUACUAAGGUCCAACCACCAGCUCCUGGAGAACCACCUAAAAUUGAGGUAAUACGUGAAAAGAGACCGUCGUUAGUACCAGAACCUACAAGCAGACGUGGGUCAUUGGUACCCCCAGAUACUGGCCGUCGACCUUCGCUGAUAAUAGACGAGAAAAAACUUCGUCCAGGUGAAGUUAUGGAUACUAAGAGACGACGCCCUUCCAUCGACGUUCGUCGACCGAGUGUACAGGAUCUCGAGGAUUUAAUUAAUAAGCCAUCGACACCAUUGCACACAACUGGAGAUGGUGGUCCACCUCAAAUCGUGGAUGUACAAGAAUCAUACUCCGUUGUCGAGGACUCGACAGCUUAUAUGACCGUGGGUGUAGAAGGAAAUCCUGCCCCAACAUUCAAAUUCUACAAAGGUGUCAGUGAAAUACUCGAGGGAGGUCGUUUUAAAUUUUUGACUGAUGGGCAGACAAACACGAUUACACUUUGUAUGCGAAAAUGUAAACCAAACGAUGAAGGAAAAUAUAAAGUUGUUGUAUCAAACAUACAUGGCGAAGAUACCGCAGAAAUGCAACUGUAUGUUUCGGAUUCUAGUGGCAUGGACUUCCGCGCUAUGCUAAAGAAACGUCGUUAUCAAAAAUGGGAUAAAGAACAAGAAGAUCCUAAUUGGGGAGAUCUAAAAGAAACAGAAAAACCUAUUCCCGCUCUUAAAAAAGUUGAAAGGAAGCAAGAAUCCUUCUUAAGUCCAUUGAUCGAUCAGUUCGCAAAAGAGGGAAAGGACAAAAAGGUUGUUUUCGAAGCCCGUUUUUCAAAACCAAACUGUAAGCCGAAGUGGCUAUUUCGCAAGGAUGAAUGCUUUCCGGGAAGCAAAUUUAAAUUUAAGAAUGAGAAUGAUACGUAUCAACUCAUUAUAUCCAAUCCUAAAGUUGAAGACACUGGCAAGUAUACUAUUGAAAUUGGCGGUGUUUCAAGUACUGCAUUUCUUAACGUAGAAGAAGCCGAUCCUUCUUACACAUUUACUAAGCCAUUAAAAAAGAAAAUGGAAGGUUAUACACAACAUGAAACUACCUUGGAAUGCUCUGUUAGUAGUAGUAUGGCUAAUGUUACUUGGCUUAAGGAUGGGAAGAAGAUUGAAUCAGAUGACUCAAGAUAUCUUAUUUCCAAAGAUAUUAACGGCAAUCUUAAACUUAUUAUCAAAGAGUGUGUGUUGGAAGACAGCGGUUUAUACACCUGCCAGUUAGAUAAACAACCCGAUAAGACUGAGUGCAAAUUAAAAAUUGUAGAGUAUCCAUAUAAAUUUGUUAAAGUGCUUAAAUCACAGAAAUGUGUCGAAAAGGAUACUGUUACAUUAGCCUGCGAAAUUGAUGAUGCCACCGGAGAAGUGCAAUGGUGGCGCAAUGACGAAGAGAUUAAACCCGAUAAACGUAUUCAAAUUAUAAAGGAUGGGCGGAAACGAAAGCUUGUUAUUAAAGAUUGCAAAGUAUCAGAUUCGGGAAUGUAUAAAUGUACAACUAAUGCUGACAAGACUGAAGCUGAGCUAAUCAUAAAUUAUCAAAAUCGAUUUAAUAAACAGCUUAAAAAUACUGACGCUGUAGAACGCGAAAAGCUUACCUUGGACGUUGAAUUGCAAGACCAGACAGCCCCCUGUGAAUGGAAAUUUAAUGGUGAACCUAUUGAACCUAGUGAUAGAAUUGAAAUCAAAAAUCUUGGUGGCGGUAAACACCAGUUAGUUUUCAAUGGCUUAGAAUUGACCGAUGCUGGAGAAAUAUCUUGCGAAUCAGGGCAACUGAAAUCAACUUGCAAAUUGACUGUUCGUAAAGGGGAAAGUAAACCAAAUAUCGACUGUCCGAAUGAAUUCAGUGGUCCAAUAUCUAGCCCUGUGAUUGUUGAUGUGCCAUACAAAGUUUCCGGCACUAAGCAAACUCCCGUUGAGGCAAAACUAUUGAAGGAUGGCAAAGCUUUGCCUUUAAAAGAUGUAGAAGUGGCUAUUGCCGACGAAAAAGUUACAUUCAAAAUUAAAAAACCUACACGCGAUAUGUCCGGUUUAUACCAAAUAAAGCUUUCAAACGGUCAGGGCGAUGAUACAAAAGACGUGCAAAUUAUUUGUCAAGAUGUACCGGAUAGUCCAAACAAUAUUGAUGUAACAGAUGUUUAUCAGACUUCCUGUAAAAUUAACUUCAGCCCACCAAAAGAUGAUGGUGGAUCACCUAUAACAAAAUAUAUUAUUGAAAGACAAGACCUAAGUAAGAAACAAGCUUGGGAGACAGUGUCAGAGGUGUUACCUACAGAACCACUUACUAAAGAUAUUACGGACCUAGUCCCCAAAAAACAGUACAGAUUCCGUAUUCGCGCUAUUAAUGCAAUCGGAUCCUCUGAACCGGCUACUUUUAAAAAUACUAUUUUAGCAAAGGACCCAUGGGAUGAACCAGGAAAACCACGAAAUGUCGACUUAACUGAUUGGGAUAAAGAUCAUGCCGAUCUUAAGUGGGACGCUCCUGAAAACGACGGUGGUGAUAAAAUAACAAGUUAUGUCAUUGAAUUUAAAGAAAAGUUCUCCAAUGACUGGGUUGUUGGUAAAGAAGUACCAAGUGAACAAUGUUCUGCUACUGUAGAUGGUCUCAAAGAGGGGCAACAAUACGAAUUUCGAGUUCGUGCAGUUAAUAGAGCAGGUCCUGGUGAACCUAGCGAUAAAACCAAAUCUAUUACUGCGAAAUGCAGAUUUGUCAAACCAUUUAUUGUCGGUGAUGAUCUUAAGAAUAUUACCGUAAAGAAAGGCCAAACUGUACGUUAUGAAAUAAAGUACGAUGGGGAGCCUGAACCAGAGGUUUCUUGGUAUAAAGGAGCACAGAGAUUGGUUUUUGACAAUCAACGUAUAUGUUCACAUCAAAUGGAAAGAAACACUUCAAUAACGAUUAAAAAGGCGUUGCGUUCUGAUACUGGCAUCUACAAACUUGUUCUCACAAAUAGUUCCGGUUCCUUGGAAACAGAAGCACAAGUUACAGUUUUAGAUCGACCACUUUCUCCGCGGGGACCAUUAGAACCGAAAGAAGUUCGUGCCGACCAUAUCACUGUUACGUGGAAACCUCCAGAAGACGAUGGCGGUUGUGAAAUUACUGGUUAUGCAAUGGAACGAAUGGAUGAGGAAACCGGUCGUUGGGUUCCUGCUGGAGAAGCAGGUCCUAAUGAUACCUCAUUUAAUUUUAAAGGGCUUACACCUGGUAAAAAAUACAAAUUCCGUGUAAAGGCAAUCAAUAAGGAGGGAGAAUCUGAUCCAUUAGAAUGCACAGAACCUAUAUUGGCGAAAAAUCCAUAUGAUCCCCCAAGCGCGCCCGGAAAACCAAUUAUUGAUGAUUAUGACAAUAAGAGUGUGGUCCUUAAAUGGAAAAUUCCCCCAUCCGAUGGUGGUCGUCCAAUUAUUUAUUAUAUUAUUGAACAGAAGGAUAAAUUUUCCCCAUCUUGGGUCGAAGUAGCCAAAACUGACGAUGCAGUACCUCAAUGCACAGUCGAAAAUCUCAAAGAGAAAAUGAUCUACAAUUUUCGUGUAAAGGCUGUUAAUAAAGCCGGUCCAUCUGAAGCAUCGGAGCCAACCGAUAAUCAUCUUUGCAAACACAAAAAUCUUAAACCUCAAAUAGACCGGUCAACGUUUAAGCGCGUUACCAUAAAAAGUGGGCGAACCCACAAAUGGUCUGUGGAUGUUGCGGGUGAACCAGCUCCCGCUCUUAAUUGGAGUUGGCGGGACAAUGUUCCAUUAACCACGGGAGAUCGAAUAAAGAUAGAAGUUGUCGAUUAUCAUACAGACUUCACCAUAACUAAAGUAAUACGUAAAGAUAGUGGCAUGUAUACACUAAAAGCUGAAAAUCGUUCUGGAACUGACACUGAGACCGUAGAACUUAUCGUUUUGGGAAAACCCAGCAGUCCUAGAGGUCCGCUAGCUGUUAACGACGUUACUGCAACUGGCUGUAACUUACAGUGGAAGAAACCAGAAGAUGAUGGCGGGGUUCCCAUAAAGGAAUAUGUCGUAGAGAAAAUGGACACUGCUACCGGAAAAUGGAUUCGCAUUGGUAGAUCUCCGGGAGAAAAGGAACCGCCUAGUUUUGCAGUGUCUGGAUUAAACCCUGGGUCCGAAUAUAUGUUCAGGGUAUCAGCAGUAAAUGAAGAGGGAGAGUCGGAACCAUUGACUACGUUAGUUGGAGUCGUAGCUAAAGAUCCAUAUACUGAACCAAAUAAACCAGGUGCCCCUGAAGUUACCGACUACGAUAAUGAGAGUGUAUCUCUGAAAUGGUCCACACCAACAAAUGAUGGUGGCGCUCCUGUAGAAAAAUAUAUUAUUGAAAAAAAACCUAAAAAUCAAAAGAGUUGGGAAAAGGCUCUUGAAGUACCGGGUGAUCAAUUGGAAGCCAAGGUUAAUGGUUUACAAGAAUAUGAGGAAUAUCAAUUCCGCGUGAUUGCGGUUAAUAAAGCCGGACCUUCGCAACCCUCUGAUGCAAGUGCCCCGCAAGUUGUAAAAUAUAAAAAAUUAAAGCCACGCAUUGAUCGAACCAACUUGAAGCCUUUGCUUAUUCGAUCUGGUAAACCCAUUAAAUAUGAUGUUAAAAUUCGGGGAGAGCCAGUUCCUACAGUAAUAUGGUAUCAAAAUGAUAAAGAACUGAAACCAGAGGAAUUGCCUUCUACCUGCGAGAUUCAAAACAUACCACACAAUACAAAGAUAUCUAUAAUAGAUACGGCUCGUCAACAUUCUGGAAUCUAUAAAAUCCGAGCUAUAAAUGAACAUGGUGAAGAUGAAGCAACAGUAGAAGUUAAUGUUUUAGGAGCUCCAGGCAAGCCUAAAGGUCCCUUAAAAGUUGAUAACAUCACGAAAGAUAGUUGUAAGCUAAAGUGGAAGAAACCCGAUGAUGAUGGUGGAAAGCCAAUAACUGCUUACCAAAUUGAAAAGUUUGACAAAAAACAAGGUCGUUGGGUGCCAGUUGGGCGUAUUCCUGGUACAGAGACUGAAAUGGACGUUAAAGGUUUGCAAGAAGGUCAUGAGUAUCAAUUCCGCGUUAAAGCUAUAAAUGACGAAGGAGAGUCUGAACCAUUAGAGACUGAUACUAGUAUUAUAGCUAAAAAUCCUUACGAUAUCGCUGAAAAACCUGGUAAACCCACAGUAACUGAUUAUGAUUCGCACUUUAUAAAACUGUCAUGGGAAGCGCCAAAAAAUGAUGGUGGAGCUCCUAUAAUCGGUUAUGUUAUUGAAAAGAAAGAUAAAUUUUCUCCCCAUUGGGAUGAAGUUAUGUCUACUGAUUCACCUAUUACUGAAGCCAAAGUUGACGGCCUCGUUGAGGGUAACGUUUACCAGUUUCGCGUAAGAGCCAUUAAUAAAGCAGGAGUUAGUGAGCCUAGUGUGGCUUCCGAUCCACAGGUGGCUAAGCCAAGAAAUUUGAAACCAAAUAUUAAUCGAGAAAAAAUGAAAUCUGUUAGAGUUCGGGCAGGACAAACCAUUAAGUUCGAUGUUGACGUAAAGGGUGAACCAGCACCAGCACUAAAGUGGACUUUUAAAGAUGUAGAACUUUUGCCUCUUGAAGGGAUUCGCAUAGAAACUGAAGAGUAUAAUACAAAAUUAACGUUAUUUGAUGUUACGAGAAAAGAUAGCGGGAAGUAUAAACUAAGUGCUGAAAAUAUUAAUGGCAGAGAUGAGGCUGAUGUUGACGUUAUUGUGCUGGAUAAACCAUCAAAGCCCGAAGGUCCGCUGGACGUUAGUGAUAUUUAUAAGGACAGCUGCAAGUUAAAAUGGAAAAAACCUAAAGAUGAUGGUGGCAUUCCAAUUUCUGGAUAUGUCAUAGAAAAAUUAGACACAGCCACUGGAAAAUGGGAGGCAGCCGGUACAGUAGAUCCUGAAAAAACUGAAUACGAUGUCAAAGGAUUAGAACAAAAUCACAGAUACCAAUUCCGGGUCCGAGCUGUAAAUGAUGAAGGAGAGUCAGAGCCGUUAGAAACGGACUCAGCUAUAACGGCAAAAAAUCCAUUUGAUGUUGCGGCACCUCCAGGUCUUCCAGAAUUUGAAGAUUGGGACGAACACCAUGUUAAAUUAAAGUGGGAACCUCCAAUACGCGAUGGAGGCGCACCCAUAACAAGCUACACGAUCGAAGUUAUGGAUAAAGAUUCCGGGGAGUUUGUAAAAGCUAUUGAAACUGAGGGGCCUAUUUGUAAAGGCACUGUGAAAAAACUGGAGGAAGGUCAACAAUAUAAAUUUCGUAUUAGAGCUAAUAACAAGGCUGGAGCAUCUGAACCAUCUGAGCAAACAAACUGGCAUACGGCUAAACCUCGAUACCUUAAACCACAUAUCGAUAGGAAUAAACUGAAACCUCUGACAGUAAAAGCUGGUCUGUCCAUCGAUUUGGAUAUUAACAUAAAAGGCGAACCUGCUCCAAAAGUUGAAUGGUUCUUUAAAGGAAGCCCCCUGGAAAACGAAGAGAUAAAAAUUGAAAAUGUUGACUACAAUACCAAACUAUUUGUAAUGAGAGCAAAACGCCCAAUGUCAGGAAUAUAUACAAUAAAAGCCAGCAAUGAAGUUGGUGAAGAUGUUGCUGAUCUUGACAUAAUGGUUUUAGGAAAACCUGGUAAACCGAAAGGUCCCUUAGAAGUUGACAAUAUUACUAAACACGGAUGUAAACUUAAAUGGCAACCGCCGGAAGACAACGGUGGUGCCCCUAUAGAUUACUACGAAAUUGAAAAACUUGAUCCUCAUACUGGUCAAUGGUUACCAUGCGGAAAAAGUUCCGAGCCCAAUGCUAAGGUUACUGGCUUGCAAGAAGGAAAAUCGUAUAAAUUCCGUGUUAGAGCAGUAAAUAAAGAGGGCGAAUCAGAAGAUUUAGAAACUGACAAACCAAUUAUUGCGAAGAAUCCGUAUGAUGAAGCUGAUAAACCGGGUCGACCUGAGCCAACUAACUGGGAUAAAGACUUUGUUGACUUACAGUGGGAACCUCCAAAAAGUGAUGGCGGUGCCCCAAUUGAAAAAUAUAUCAUUCAAAUGCGCGAUAAAUCUGGAAGAUCUUGGGUUGAUGCUGCUAUAACACCAGGAAAUCAUACUAAGGGCACAGUGACAAAUGUUGAAGAAGGCCACGAAUAUGAAUUUAGAAUAGUUGCAGUAAAUAAAGCUGGUCCGAGUGAGCCAAGUGAUGUAUCAAAGUCAGUUGUGGCUAAGCCUCGGCAUCUUAAACCCAGAAUAGAUCGGAAAAAUUUACAGAAAAAAACAUUAAGAAGUGGUCAACUGCUACACAUUGAGUCAAUAGUAAACGGUGAACCCCCAGCAAGUGUGACGUGGACAUUUAACGGGGAAGUAUUGAAGUCAACAGAUAGAAUAAAGAUUGAAAACGAAGAUUACAAAACAACAUUUAUAAUACCGAAAGUAAAGCGAUCUGAUAAAGGAGUUUACACAGUCACUGCCAAAAAUGAUUCCGGAACCGAUACUGUUGAACUUGAAUUAGAAGUUUUAUGCAAACCAAAGGCACCCAAGGGCCCACUUGAGGUUUCUAACGUUACUUCAGAUAGUGUUACCUUAAAAUGGGAAAAACCUGAAGAUGAUGGAGGUCAACCUAUAGAAAACUAUGUUAUUGAGCGUAUGGACACUGAGACGGGAAGAUGGGUUCCAGUUUUAACUACUAAGAGUCCAGAGGCACAGGUUUCUGGCCUGACUGAGGGAAAAGAAUAUAUGUUCAGGGUAAAGGCUGUAAAUGCAGAGGGAGAAUCGGAGCCGUUGACCACAGAUGUACCCACCCUAGCCAAAAAUCCAUUCGAUACAGCCGACUCACCUGGAAAACCUCAAAUUGUAGAUUGGUCUGAAAAUCAUGUCGACUUAAAAUGGAAGGUUCCAGAUGAUGAUGGUGGGGCUCCUAUUACGGGUUAUGUCAUUGAAAAAAAAGAUUGCAAUACCGGAAAGUGGCAAAAAGCAUUGGAGACCAAGACUCCAGCUAAUAGUGCACGAGUAAACGAUCUGAUUGAAGGUACCAAGUACCAAUUCCGCAUAAGGGCUGUUAACGAUGCUGGUGAAAGUAAACCAUCAGAGCCUUCAGACACUUUAUUAGCAAAAUGUCGGUUUGCCCCGCCUAAAAUUGAUCGGACAAAUAUUAAAGAUAUCACCACUAAAUUUGGUACACACGUUCGUUUAGAUAUUAAAAUAUCGGGCGAACCUCCCGCAGUAAAAACUUGGUACCAUAACAAAGCUCGCAUCGAAGGAGAUGACGUAACAAUUGAUUUGGAGCCAUAUAAAACAAAGUUUACAAUUCCAUUUGCAAAACGUUCACAUACUGGAAAGUACACAAUUAAAGCAGAAAAUGAAUCUGGUCGUGAUGAGGCUUCAUUUGAAAUCAAUAUACUUGAUCGUCCAGGCCAACCAGAAGGUCCUUUACGCAUUACAGAUGUUCAUAAAGAAGGUUGUAAAUUGAAGUGGAAUCCACCUCUCGACUCAGGAGGCUUGCCAGUUGACUAUUACAUUGUCGAAAAAAUGGAUGUUGAAAGUGGAAGAUGGCUUCCUGCGACACGUGUCAAGGAACCUUAUGCAGAAGUAAAUAAUUUGGUUGAAGGGCAGGAAUACAAAUUCCGCGUUGUAGCCGUUAAUACAGAAGGCGAAUCGGAACCGUUAAACGGAGAUCAUUCUAUAAUUGCCAAAAAUCCAUUUGAUGUCCCAGGUAAACCUGGUGCACCAGAGCCAGUGGAUUGGGACAAAGAUCAUGUGGAUAUAGUAUGGAAACCCCCAAUCAAUGACGGUGGAUCCCCCAUUACUGCGUACUCGAUUGAAAAGAAGGAAGAUGGAUCGGAUAAGUGGAUUAAAGUAUUAGAAGUACAAGCCCCUAUUCAAGGUGAAGAUUGCAAGGCUACUGUAUCAUAUUUAGACGAAAAUUGCAAAUAUGAAUUUAGAGUUAGAGCCAUUAAUGCAGCAGGUAGUGGGGAACCAUCUAAUGCUAGUAAAUCAGUAAUAACAAAACCAUCAAAACUUGCUCCAAAAAUUGAUAGACGUAACAUACACACAUACAACGUCAAAUCAGGUGAAUCUAUAUUAUUGGAUAUAACUGUGGAAGGCGAACCAGCACCUGAUGUUUAUUGGACUCACAAUGGAAAGUCAAUCCAACAAUCAACUUCCAGAAAGGUCGACAAUGCUCCUUAUAAAACGAAGUACAAUAAUUCUAAUCUUGAACGAAAGGAUACGGGAAUAUACAAAAUUGUAGCAUCAAAUUUGUAUGGCCAUGAUGAAGUCGAAUUCCAAAUCAAUGUUAUUACGAAGCCAUCGAAGCCAGAAGGACCUCUUGAAGUCUCUGAUAUUCAUAAAGAAGGGUGUAAACUUAAAUGGAAGAGACCUAAAGAUGAUGGAGGAGAACCUAUAGAGGAAUAUGUAGUAGAGAAAUUUGAUCCAACAGAGGGUGUUUGGAUUCAAUGUGGCAAGUCCGCCAUUCCAGAAUUUAAUGUAGAAGGCUUGCGUCCGGGUUGCGAAUAUAAAUUCCGUGUAAAGGCAGUAAACAAAGAGGGCGAAUCAGAACCACUUGAAACGCUCAGCUCUAUUAUAGCUAAGGAUCCAUUUACUACUCCAUCUGCUCCUGGAGCCCCAGAGCCAGUGGAUUGGUCCUCUAAUAAAGUAGAACUUACUUGGUCUGAACCGCUUACUGAUGGAGGUUCCCCAAUUAUCGGUUAUAUUAUUGAAAAGAAAGACAAAUAUAGUCCAAUAUGGGAAAAAGCUCUAGAAACAGACAACCCGCUUCCCAAUGCGACGAUAAAUGGGCUUGUGGAAGGAAACGAGUAUCAAUUCCGUGUUGUAGCAUUAAAUAAAGCUGGAUAUUCCGAACCUUCAGAAGCAAGCAAAUCCUUUGUUGCUAAACCACGCUUCUUGGAACCUAAAAUUGAUCGACGUUACCUUAGAGAUAUAACCGUAUCUGCUGGAUCUUCUAUAAAAUUGGAAGCUGUUAUAACUGGAGAACCUGCUCCAAAAGUUGAAUGGAGAUAUUCGAACUGUCCUCUACAAAACGGAAAAACUGUAACAAUUGAAUCUCCGGAUUACUUUACAAAACUGGUUAUACGGCCAGCGCAGCGGGAAGAUUCAGGAGAAUAUGUUGUUACAGCGACAAAUAGUUCCGGAAAAGAUAUCGUUAAGAUUAAUGUUGUUGUUACAGAUAAACCGUCUGCACCUACAGGACCCUUAAGCAUUACAGAUGUUCACAAAGAAGGUUGCCACCUUAAGUGGAAACGUCCUAAGGAUGAUGGUGGUAUACCCAUUGAAUACUACCAAAUAGAGAAAAUGGAUGUUGAGACUGGUUGCUGGGUUCCCUGCUGCCGAUCAGUUGAACCUCAAGCCGAUGUCGUUGGGCUUAAAUGUGGAAGUGAAUACAAAUUUAGAGUUUCGGCCAUAAAUGCUGAAGGCGAAUCCGAAUUUUUAGUGGGCGAUGAAUCUGUUAUUGCUAAGAAUUUGUUCGACGAACCCGAUAAACCUCAAAAUGUUCAUCCAGUGGACUGGGAUAAGGACCACAUUGACUUGGCGUGGACACCGCCCAGUCAUGAUGGUGGAUCUCCUAUAACUGGAUACAUUAUUGAAAUGAGAGAUAAAUAUGGACAUUGGGAAAGAGCUUUGGAAGUACCAUCAGAUACCUUAAAAGCCUCGGUUAAAAAUGUAAUAGAAGGACAAACUUAUGAAUUUCGAGUUAUUGCUGCGAAUUCUGCUGGAUUGAGCGAACCAUCGGAAACAACAAACCCCAUUACCGCCAAAGCUCGAAACAAAGCUCCACUUAUUGAUCGAACUAAUCUAUGCGAAAUUCGCAUUAAAGCUGGACAAUCCUUUUCAUACGAAUGCAAAAUAUCAGGGGAACCUGCACCAAAAACUAAGUGGACUCAUAACAAAAGAGAAUUGUAUUCAAAAGACAACAUUAAAGUAAAGCACGUUGAUUAUUAUUCAAAGAUAAAAGUUACAAAUGCUACUCGUUCAGAUUCUGGUACAUAUACCAUACAUGCUGAAAAUGAAAACGGAGUUGAUUUUGCUGAUGUGAAAGUAAUAGUAAUAGAUAAGCCAUCUCCACCUAACGGUCCACUCAAAGUUAAUGAAAUUCAUGCUAGUGGUUGUACUCUAACAUGGAAUCCACCGGAUGAUGAUGGGGGUCAACCAGUUACUAAUUAUGUUAUAGAAAAAUUCGAUGAAUUAAUUGGUAGAUGGGUACCUGCGGGAGAAACUGAUGACAAUAACACAUCCUUUGAAGUAAAAGGCCUCACACCUGACCAUAAGUACAAAUUCCGUGUACGCGCAAAGAAUCGCCAGGGAAUCUCUGAUCCUUUGACAAGUACACACUCUAUUGUUGCCAAAAAUCCAUACGAUACUCCUUCAAAACCAGGAGUACCAAUUAUUAAGGACUUCGAUAAAGACUUCGUAGAAUUAGAAUGGACACGCCCUGAGUGCAAUGGGGGUACACCAGUUACUGGUUAUAUAAUUGAAAAACGUGGAAAAUACGGUACAGAUUGGGAACCAUGUGCAAAAGUCGAAGGUGAUAAUACCAAUGGUCGUGUUGAAGACUUAAUAGAAGGAAAUUCAUACGAAUUCCGAGUACGAGCUAUAAACAAAGCUGGUGCUGGAGAACCAAGCGAUGGAUCUGCUUCCCAUGUAGCCCGUCCAAGAAAUUUACCACCAAUAAUAGAUAAAAAUUACAUGUUAGAUAUAAAGAUUCGCGCCGGUAAUUGUUUUGAGUUUGAUGUACCUGUGAGCGGAGAACCGGACCCUUCGAAAGAAUGGUCUCAAGACAACAACUUUAUUAUAAAUACGGACCGUCUAAAAAUUGUGAAUGAAAUGCAUAGAACUAAGCUACGUGUUAUUGAUGCAAAGCGUGCUGACUCAGGGGAAUACACUUUAAUUGCUCGUAAUAUAAAUGGAAUCGACAAAGCUACCGUAAAAGUGGUUGUUUUAGACAUACCUUCAAUUCCAGAAGGUCCACUCCGAAUAGACGAUAUUACCAAAAAUUCUUUGAAUCUACAUUGGCGCCCCCCUAGAGAUGACGGUGGUUCGGAUAUCACUCAUUAUAUUGUGGAAAAAAUGGACACAGAUGCUAUGCGAUGGAUACCAGUAGCAGAGUGCAACGAAUGUCAUAUUAGAGCCGAUAAUUUGAUUGAAGGCCACGAUUAUAAUUUCCGUGUCCGAGCAGUAAACAAACAAGGCGCGUCCCAGCCUUUACUUUCAUCACAAGGAGUAACUAUUAAAGAUCCAUUUUCUCGGCCCGACAAGCCCGGUCAACCACAAGCUGUUGACUGGGGUAAAGAUUUUGUUGAUCUUGAGUGGCCAGUUCCUAAACGGGAUGGUGGUUCUCCAAUCAUUGGGUAUGUCAUUGAAAAACGGAAGAAGUUUGGUCAAUGGGAAAAUGCUCUCGACGAUGUUACGCCUCAGAAUAAGGCACGCGUUAAAAAUUUAACAGAAGGUUGCGAAUAUGAGUUCCGUGUAAUUGCAGUAAAUAAAGGAGGGCGAAGCGAUCCUUCCGAUCCCACUGUACCUAUUAAAUGCCAGCCUCGGUUUGUUGCACCAUGUUUCGAUAAAUCAUUGUUAUGUGACAUAACAGUACAUGCUGGAAAACAUUUUGGAUGGAACCUGCCCGUUGUGGCUUCACCUGCGCCAACAAUAACAUGGUUAUUUAAUGGAAAACCUAUUGAACCUUCUGAUCGGAUUGACUCACAAUAUUUUCAUAAUGAGUUGUCUUUUGAAGUUUCAAAUGCAUUACGCACUGACGAGGGCAGGUAUAGCCUUUUAUUGAAAAACGAACAUGGAACAUUUGACGCAUCUGCACAUGUAAAAGUCUUGGAUCGACCUGGAGUACCUGAGGGUCCCUUGGAUAUCACAAGAAUUACUCGUGAAGGUUGCCAUCUUACAUGGAAUGUUCCCCUAGAUGAUGGUGGUUCUCCUAUACUUCAUUACAAAAUCGAAAAAAUGGACAUGUCACGUGGAACAUGGUCAGAUGUUGGUAUCACAAGUCAUCCUGUGUACGACGUAACAAAUUUAACACAUAAAAAGGAAUAUCUUUUCCGUAUUAAAGCUAUUAAUGCGAUUGGAGAAUCUGAUGGUUUAGUAGCUGAUAGAAGCAUUAUUGCUAAGAAUGAGUUUGAUGAACCAGAUCCACCAGGAAAGCCAAUAAUAACAGAUUGGGAUCGUGAUCAUGUAGAUCUUCAAUGGACUAUUCCGGCGUCCGACGGAGGAUCUCCUAUUACUGAAUAUAUAAUUCAAAAGAAGGAGAAGGGAACACAGCUGUGGGUAAACUCCGUGCAUGUACCACCUAAUCAAACUUCAGCAUCCGUACCCGAUUUAACUGAGUAUGCAGAAUAUGAGUUCAGAGUUAUUGCAGUUAAUAAAGCGGGCCAGUCAGAACCUUCUGAGAGCUCAGAUAUGAUACAAGCUAGAUGUAGAUAUUUAGCACCUAAAAUUAUUACACCAAUGCGUGAUCUUCGCUCUAAAGCUGGUCUUAUUCUCCAUGCUGAUAUAUCGUAUAUAGGAGAACCUAUCCCAGAAGUUAUAUGGACUUGCAAUAACAUUAAUAUGACAAAUACUGAACGAAUAAGCGUUAAUACUGUUGGCUACCACACAAUUGUUCAUAUAGUUAACUGUCAAAGAAGUGACUCGGGUCGUUAUCACCUGAUGUUGCGGAAUGACUCUGGGAUAGACGAGGGAGAUUUUGACGUCGUUGUUUUGGAUUGUCCAGGCCCACCAGUGGGCCCAUUGCAAUUCGAAGAAGUGACAGCAAACUCCGUCACUCUCUCGUGGAAACCACCGAUCGAUAACGGAGGCUCAGAAAUACUAUCUUAUGUAAUAGAAAAACGCGAUUUAACACAUGGUGGAGGUUGGGUUCCUGCAGUUACAUAUGUUAAUGCAAAAUAUAACCAUGCGGUAGUGCCUCGUCUUGUUGAGGGUACUCAAUAUGAAUUUAGAGUUAUGGCUGAAAAUGCACAAGGUCGUUCUAGUCCAUUGACUUCAGAUCCCAUCAUAGCUAAAAAUCAGUUUACAGUUCCUGGGGCUCCCAGCAAACCUCAGAUUACUGAUAGUGAUCGAAGCUUUAUAUCCCUUAAAUGGUCUGCACCCAUUAGUAACGGAGGAUCUCAAAUUAUUGGGUAUGACAUUGAACGCCGCGAUAUCCCUACCGGAAGAUGGAUUAAAAUAACAAGUGUCCCAGUUCCAGCAAACAAUUAUACUGAUGAUCGUAUUAAAGAAGACCAUCAGUAUCAAUAUCGAGUAUCUGCUGUAAAUGCUGCUGGUAAUGGCAAACUAUCAGACCCGUCAGACAUAUUUUCUGCAAAGCCUUUGCGGGAAAAACCGCGUUUACAUUUAGAUGGAAUUUCGGGACGAAAAAUUAAAUUACGCGCAAAAGAAACUCUCAAUCUUAAUAUACCUAUCUCCGGUGCUCCUACACCGUCCGUCGAAUGGAAGCUUAGAGAUCUAAAACUUCAGCAAAAUGUAAGGAUAUCCUACAACACAAAUAAUGAAUGUACAGUUCUGCGUAUAGAAGAUAUUCUUAGGGGCGAUGCUGGAACUUAUACUGUGACUGCUUCAAAUGAAUUUGGCAAAGAUUCAGGUGAUAUUGAAAUUAUUGUAGUUGACAAGCCUACUCCACCCGUUGGUCCAUUGACAUACGUUGAACAAGGAAAUGACCACAUUUCAAUGUCAUGGAACCCACCAAAGGAUGAUGGCGGUAGCGAAAUCGUGGGAUACAUUAUAGAAGUAGCUGAAUAUGGCACCGAUCUCUGGCGCCCAGUAUCUGGUUAUUGUCCAAGGAACAAUCACACUGUAAAGGGCCUGACUGAAGGAAAGAAGUAUAUAUUCCGAGUUAAAGCUGAAAACAUAUAUGGUGUUUCUGAACCUCUUGAAGGUGCACCCAUUGUUGCAAAAUCACCAUUUGAUCCACCGGGUCCGCCAGGGCAACCCAAAGUAGUUGCUUACUCUCCGAACUCUGCAAGUUUGGAGUGGCACCCACCAGAAUAUUCAGGCGGAAGACCUAUUACAGGUUAUAUAGUAGAACGUAGGGAGCGAGGCGGCGAAUGGAUUAAAUGUACUAAUUAUCCAACCCCAAAUACUAGUUUUACAGUGUUACAUUUGCAUGAAGGCGGUCGCUAUGAAUUCCGUAUCAAAGCUGUAAACGAUGCUGGACCAGGAACCCCAUCAAAGCCCUCAGAAAGUAUCACUGCAGAAGUACAAAGAAGUGUUCCCGAUGCUCCAGAUGCCCCUAACACUGACCGAAUUACAAGAAACGGUGUAACAGUAUCUUGGCGGCCUCCAAGACACGAUGGUAGAUCAAAACUCAAGGGUUAUUUCUUGGAAAUGAAAACAAAAGGAUCGAAUGCGUGGGAGCCUGUCAAUGAGCUUCCUUUGCAUAAUACCGUGCAUACAAUAACUAAAUUAAAAGAAGGCGAUGAAUGUACAUUCCGAGUUAUCGCUAUUAACGAAAUCGGUAAAUCAAAUCCUUCUAAGCCCUCACAGCCUGUAGUUGUUGAAGAGCAACCGAAUAAACCUUGCAUGGACCUAGGAUCUGUUCGUGAUAUAGAGUGUCGUGCCGGUGAGGACUUUUGCAUUCAUGUACCAUACAUAGCUUUCCCGAAGCCUACUGCGCAGUGGCAUUUCAAUGAUAUCUUACUUCAAGACGAUGGAAAACAUUGCUUCCAGAAUUUAACCGAUGAAGCAGCUUCAUUUAUUGUUAAAAAUGCAAGUCGAAAUGAUACUGGACAAUAUAGGUUACAGCUAAGAAAUUCUUCAGGAUUUGAUGCGUGUACCGUUAAUGUAAGGGUUUUGGAUCGUCCUAGGCCACCUUCAAACUUACGUGCCGAAGAAUUUGCCGGCGAUGCCCUAACUCUAUAUUGGCAACCACCAAAAGAUGACGGUGGUUCUCAAAUCACGAACUAUAUAGUUGAAAAGAAAGAGAAAUCGUCCUCAACCUGGUCAAAAAUUAGUAGCUAUUGCACAGUACCAUUUAUACGAGUUCGGAAUCUUACUAUCGGUAAAGAAUAUGAUUUCCGGGUAAUUGCUGAAAACAAAUACGGAACAUCUGAUGCUGCAGUUACCUCAGAACCAAUCCGUGCCAAAUAUCCAUUCGAUGUUCCUAGUGCCCCUGGCAUUCCAACGUUUGUCGAUUCAACAGAAGAAAGUAUCACAGUGUCAUGGCAAAAACCAAAAAGCGAUGGUGGAUCUCCUAUUAGUGGGUAUAUUAUCGAAAAACGGCUAAUAAGUGAUGAUAAGUGGAUUAAAGCACUACAUUCUUUAUGUGCAGACACGUGUGUUAAAAUACCGAAUCUUAUUGAAAACGCUGAAUAUGAAUUUAGAGUAGCUGCGAUCAAUAUGGCAGGUCAAUCGCCAUACAGCACAUCCAGCGAUCCCAUAUUCUGUAGACGUCCACAACAAUCCCCAAAAAUAACGUCCGAUUUAUCGAUUCGCGACAUAAAUGUUAUAGCUGGGGAUGAUUUUCGUAUAACCGUGCCAUACACAGCUAGCCCAACACCAAAACCAACGUGGAACAUAAAUGGUCAAGAUGUUGUUCAAGAUGAUCGCAUUACGUUUACAACUAGUGAAUACAAUACAAUAUAUCACAACAAAUGUGCUAAACGCUCGGAGACAGGAACAUAUACUAUAACCCUGUCUAAUACUAGAGGAUCUGAUACAGCAUCUUGUUAUGUCACAGUCUUUGAUAAACCAGGCCCGCCGCAAGGUCCUUUAACAGUUUAUGAUAUUACACCGGAUACUUGUACUCUAUCAUGGAAAACUCCCAUAGAUGAUGGUGGAUCUCCAAUAACGAACUAUGUAGUAGAAAAAAUGGAUAAGAGUGGUACUUGGAUAAAAAUAAGUAGUUUCGUAAGAAAUAUUCAUUAUGAUGUAAUGGGAUUGGAACCAGGCCAAAAAUAUAUAUUCCGCGUCCGAGCAGAAAAUCAAUACGGCGUUUCUUCUCCAUUAGAAAUGGAAGACAGUAUUACAGCGAAAUAUCAAUUCACUGUGCCUGAUCCCCCAGGGCAGCCUAAAGUUGUUGACUGGGACUCAGACAAUGUAACAUUGUUAUGGUCACGACCAAGUAAUGAUGGUGGAUCUCGUAUUCAAGGCUAUCAAAUAGAAUAUCGUGAUAUUGUAAAUGAUUCUUCCUGGAAUACAUAUGAAUUCCUAGUUAAAGAUACAAAAUACCAACUUUAUAAUUUAAGAAAAGGAUGUGAAUAUGAGUUCAGAAUAAGGGCUAAGAACGCUGCCGGAUUAAGCAAACCGUCAGCACCAUCGAGUAAAUUCAAACUGAAAGGUAAAUUUACUGUUCCGUCUGCACCCGGUACACCACAGGUAAUAAAAGUUGGAAAAAGUUACGUAGAUCUUAAGUGGGAAAAACCCCACAGUGACGGUGGUUCCCGAAUCACUGGUUAUAUUGUGGAACGCAGAGAUAUUGGAGGAGCCGUUUGGGUUAAAUGCAAUGACUAUAAUAUUUUAGAUACAACAUAUACCGUUAUAAAUCUCAUUGAAAUGGCCGAUUAUGAAUUUAGAAUUUUUGCCGUCAAUGCCGCUGGUCGUUCUGAGCCUAGCUCGUGCACCAUGCCCAUUAAAGUAUGCGAAGUUCUGGGAGGUGAAAAACCUGAAUGGAUUACUCGUUUGCAGGAUAAAGUGGCACCUUUCGGUAAAGAUUUUACUUUACAGUGCGCUGCAACUGGAAAACCGGAGCCAACAGCAAGAUGGUUGCGAAAUGGCAAAGAAAUUCAAAUGAAUACUGGAAGAUUUAGUUGUGACAAUAAGGGUGGUGUGUUCAGUUUACAUAUACUAAACAUACAAUCAGGAGAUGAAGGAGAUUAUACUUGUGAAGCUGUAAAUUCAUUAGGAUUUGUCCACACAUCAGGGUAUCUUCGCAUAGGUGCACCACCUGUUAUACACAGAUGUCCUGAAGAAAUGUACCUACCUGAAGACGAUAAUGCGAAAAUCAAGGUAUUCUAUGGUGGUGAUCAUCCAAUGAAUGUUCAAAUAUAUAAGAACAAUGAAAAAAUAGUUGAAGAAGAAAACCAUUUAAGAAUAACUGUUUUCGAUGAUUAUGUGACAUUGUUUCUACAAGGUGUCUUAAAGUCAGACGCUGGUUCAUAUGAAAUUGAAUUUUCCAACGAUUCGGGCAAGGCUUCAGCGCAAUUUGUUUUAAAUGUCACUGGUUUACCAUCAGCACCUAUUGGGCCAAUGCAAAUUUCCCACAUUAGUAGACAUUCUUGUUUACUAAAUUGGCGCCCGCCAUCUUAUGAUGGUGGACUCCGUGUGACUCACUAUGUCGUAGAAAGAAAAGAUACAACUUCACAGCAUUGGAUAACAGUGUCAUCGUACUGCAAAGACACCUCUUUUAAUGUUCAAGGACUAAUCGAAAACCAAGAGUACUUAUUCAGGGUUAUGGCUGUAAAUGGAAAUGGUAUGGGUCCAGCUUUAGAAGGUGGUAAUCCAAUAAAAGCAAAAGCUCCAAUUGACCCUCCCUCUCCACCAACAAAACCUACAGUUACAGAAAUUGGAGAAGACUUUGUUCAUUUAGAAUGGGGCAAACCAGACUCAGAUGGCGGUGCUCAUAUCCAAGGAUACUGGAUAGACAAGCGUGAGGUUGGAAGUGAUACUUGGCAACGUGUAAAUAUAACAAUUUGUAAUUGUACCCAAAUAUGUUGUCCCAACUUAAUAGACGGACGGCAGUAUGAGUUCAGAGUAUUUGCCCAAAAUGAAGCUGGAAUUUCCAGAGAAUCUGUCAAUUCGACAGCAAUUAAGAUGAUUGAUCCUAAGGCUGCAAUUGCUCCUGUAAUUUUGAAGCCUUUGCGCGAUGCACAAUGCAUUCAAAAUCACAAUGCACAAUUUACUUGUACUAUAACAGGUACACCAAAGCCCUCGGUUACAUGGUACAAAGGUGCUAGAGAAAUAACAAAUGGCGCCCGCUAUCGCAUUUAUAAUGAAGGAGAGAACUAUUAUCUCAAUAUAAAUGGUGUAUUUGGUGAAGAUGCAGACGAAUAUAUUUGCCGCGCAGUAAAUAAAGCAGGAGCAAAAUCAUCACGAGCGGCCUUAAUAAUAGCAACGGCACCAAGACUAAAUGUCCCUCCAAGAUUCCGUGGAACAGCCUAUUUCGAUAAAGGAGAAAAUGUAAUAAUUAAAAUACCAUUUACUGGCAUCCCGAAGCCUCGGAUUCAUUGGAUGCGAGAUGAAGAUAAAAUUGAAUCAGGAGGACACUAUCACGUAGAAACAAAAGAACGUCAUGCUGUCCUCACUAUUCGAGAUGGUUCACAGUUAGAUUCAGGCAUAUAUAGGAUAACGGCCGAAAAUGAUCUUGGCACAGAUACAGCAGAUAUUGUUAUUCAAAUUAGCGAUCGACCCGAUCCUCCUAGAUUACCUGUUAUAGAAAAUAUUGGACACGACUCAUUAGCACUCAGCUGGAAGUCGCCGGCUUGGGAUGGGGGUAGUGACAUAACAAAUUAUGUUGUGGAAAAACGUGAACAUCCCAUGUCAUCGUGGAUUCGAGUAGGUAGUACACGUUUCACCUCAAUGGCUGUUACAGGUCUUACCCCAAGCAAAGAAUAUGAAUUCCGCAUUUACGCAGAAAAUGUGUACGGCAAAUCAAAUCCAUCAGAUAUAAGUACACUAAUUAAAACCAAGGAUUCUCUUAACAAGAAACCACGACAACGUACUUGGGAAACUGAUGAAAACGGGAAAAAAAUCCGUGGAAAACCAGAAGGAAUUGUAAAAGACUACGACUCUUUUGUUUUUGAUAUUUAUACAAGAUAUGUUCCUCAGCCUGUGGAAAUCUCUCGCGAAAGUGUGUAUGAUAAAUAUGAAAUUUUGGAGGAAAUCGGCACUGGCGCUUUCGGUGUGGUACACAGAUGCAGAGAACUAAAAACUGGAAAUGUGUUCGCGGCUAAAUUUAUUCCCGUUUCUCACUCAACGGAGAAAGAUAUGAUUCGACGGGAAAUUGACAUAAUGAAUCAAUUACAUCACCAGAAACUCAUUAACUUGCACGAUGCGUUUGAAGACGACGAUGAAAUGGUGCUAAUCCUGGAAUUCUUGUCUGGUGGAGAAUUGUUUGAACGCAUUACGUCGGAAGAUUAUCAAAUGACUGAAGCAGAAGUAAUUCACUACAUGCGUCAAAUUUGUGAAGGCAUUAAAUACAUGCAUGAAAAGAAUAUUGUGCAUCUUGACAUUAAACCAGAAAAUAUUUUGUGCCAAACUCGGAGGAGUAACAAUGUAAAACUCAUUGAUUUCGGCCUGGCUACCCGCCUUGACCCUAAUGAAACAGUGAAAAUAACAACGGGAACAGCGGAAUUUGCUGCUCCUGAAAUUGUAAACCGCGAACCAGUUGGAUUUUAUACAGAUAUGUGGGCAGCUGGCGUUUUAACAUAUAUCUUAUUAAGCGGUCUGUCACCAUUUGCAGGAGAUAAUGACGUAAAUACCUUGAAGAAUGUGAAGUCAUGUCAAUGGGACUUUGAUGCAGAUGCUUUUAAAUAUAUAUCAGAAGAAGCUAAAGACUUUAUAAGGAAAUUACUAGUAGCAAACAAGGAAAAGCGAAUGACUGCGCACGAAUGCCUUUUACACCCGUGGUUAACAGGUGAUCACGCUGACCGUAACAAACAAAUCCAACGUUCCCGUUACCUUGCAUUCCGUGAUAAACUUAGAAUGAGAAACCAAGACGCCGGUAAUUACGUGAUACCUAUUGGGCGAAUUUCCGAAUAUUCAUCACUUCGCAAACUUCUUAUUGAUAAAUAUAAAAUAUGUGACACCACAUUUGACCGAAGGCAAGCUGCUCCGCGGUUUGUUAUUCGCCCUUCCUCACAAUUUUGUUAUGAAGGACAAAGUGUUAAAUUUUAUUGUCGUUGCAUAGCCACUGCUACACCAACACUGUCUUGGUCCCAUAAUAAUUCCGAAUUGCGGCAGAGCGUAAAGUUCAUGAAGCGAUACAUCGGAGAUGACUAUUACUUCAUAAUAAACCGGGUUAAAUUAGAAGAUCGUGGUGAAUAUAUUAUUCGGGCAGAGAAUCACUAUGGAUCUAGAGAAGAAGUUGUCUUCCUGAACGUACAGCCCUUACCCAAGGAACAGCCUAGAUAUGUUCAUGAGUCCACUCCAGUACGAAGACGUGAACCACUUCCUUACACAUUCUGGCAGGAAGAGUCUGAAUCAGUGCCAUAUUUCACAUUCCUGUUACGACCACGUGUUAUGCAGUCACGUGACACAUGCAAAUUAUUAUGUUGCUUAAGCGGGAAACCUGUAGCAUCAGUAAAGUGGUACAAAGAUGGACGAGAGCUCAGCAAAUAUGAAUACUCAAUGACUCAUUCAGACGGUGUAGUGACAUUGGAAAUAAUAGAUUGCAGACCAUCAGACUCAGGAAAAUACUCUUGCAAAGCAACGAAUUGUCAUGGAACUGAUGAAACUGAAUGUGUCGUUAUUGUUGAAGGCAUUUAGCCAUUCAUGCAGUUAUGUAAAGAUUGGUAAUUCCUAGUUUUGCAAAAUUUCAAAAAUGUUAAAUUUGCAAUCAAUAAAAAUUGAAAUAUGUGUUCUAUUCUCGCAAAUAAAAUGUUAUUAUUUUUUUCUAA
Messenger RNA from Musca domestica (house fly), 25083 nucleotides. It is a transcript of the gene bent, whose product is annotated as twitchin. Gene Ontology annotation, biological process: protein phosphorylation. Gene Ontology annotation, molecular function: protein binding; ATP binding; protein kinase activity. The transcript has 34 exons. Lineage: Eukaryota; Metazoa; Arthropoda; Insecta; Diptera; Muscidae. The record is from RefSeq and is a predicted model, not a curated record. The coding region runs from base 179 to 24952 and encodes 8257 amino acids.